GUUUGCUGAAGAACGCAGCAGUUAGCUAGUGAAAACGGCCACGCACAGUCAUCAGUGCCACAUCGGUCGCAACCGUACCGAAUCGAGUUCGAAAGCGAGUUUUCUCGCAUCGGAGAAUUCGCGAGUUGUCUUUUUGCGUCGCAUCGGAAUCUUAUAGGAUAUAGAUAGUGCAUGCAUCUCGCGUUGUAACACACCGAUAUAUCCUACGGCAUUAUAUUUCUGUUGAUUAUUAGUGUACUAACGUGUCGUUGAAAUAGUGUUCUGACAUCACUGACAUCACUAAAAAUAAAUCGUAUAUCUGUGCAUCCUACAACGCACGCAAAGAGAGAGAGAGAAAGGGACGGAAAAUAAUAUUACGUGCUGUUCAUUAUCUAUUGAUACAAUAAAUCAGUAGUGUCAUUAUCUAAAUAUGGCGACUCAUGCAUUCCGCGGUAUCCAGAAGUUGAACCGAGUAUUAGAUGCUAGCAUAAAAGUGCUGAAUUCCUCAUUAAGGUGUGCAUCGACAUCAUUACAAACUAGACUUGUAACAGGCUCAAAUGGCGAGAAGACGUUUAUAGCUUCUAAUGAUCUCUCUUAUCCGGAAACCAUAAUCCACGAAUUUAUUUGGAACAACAUUGAAAAUUAUCCUGAUCAUAUCGCUUUGGAAUGUGGUAUUAGUGGCAAGAAAUACACGUACGCACAAGCCAAAGAUGCGACAUAUUAUAUUGGCAGAAGUUUGCGGCACAUAGGUCUCAAAGAAGGCGAUGUGAUAGCAUUGGUGGCGCCUAAUUUACCGGACGCAAUUUUAGCUUUCCUCGGGAGUUCGUCAAGUGGACUCAUUAUCACUACAAUGAAUCCGUUUUGUACUGCUAACGAAAUGUCCAAUCAGCUGACAAAAGCCAAUGCAAAAGCAGUUAUCACGUCAGCUUCAAUUGCAUCAACAGUGUUGGCUGCAACAAGAGCUUCUCUUCCACCUGGAACACCUUUUAUUGUGAUUGAUGAUAAAGCUGGUUCUAUACCAGAUGGUUCGAUACCUUUUGAUGAUCUCAUAACACGAGGUAAAUCAUUACCACCUGUAAGUACGAAGGCAACUUGCGACGAUGUAGCAAUUCUACCAUUCUCAAGUGGCACAACUGGAUUACCAAAGGGUGUUAUGUUAACACAUCGUAAUCUGGUUUCUAAUAUCGAAAUGACUCAAGCCUCUUUUGGCGAUUCAUACCGUCCUACUACAAGUACUUAUCAAGAAAGCUAUCCUUUAAUAUUACCUUUUUUCCAUAUUUACGGACUGAACGGUGUGGCACUUUCACGUCUUGCUUACGGUGCGAAAAUAGUCUGUGUUCCAAAAUUUAUACCGGAAACAUUCCUCGAUGUGAUGCACAAAAGCAAGGCAACCGGACUGUUUUGCGUGCCACCAAUUAUAUUAUUUCUGUCAGCUUCUCCUCUUGUUAAAAUGCAUCAUCUCGAGCAUCUUCACUCAAUAAUAAGUGGGGCCGCGCCGCUCGCGAAAACGGACGUCGAUAAAUUAUUUAACAAAUUCAACAUUGAUUCCACUAACAUUAGGUUUCGUCAAGGUUACGGAUUGACAGAAACUUCAUCAGUGGCAUUCGUUGAAAAUGGAGAGAAAUUUUCUAGCAUUGGAAAAACCGUAGACGGUACCCAAGCACGCUUAGUAAAUAUAGAGACUCAGCAGGAUAUCGCCACUCCUGGCGAAACAGGCGAAUUAUGGAUUAAGGGACCUCAUGUUAUGAAAGGAUAUCUAAAUAAUGAAGCUGCAACGAAAGCAACAUUAACCGAGGAUAAAUGGUUGAAAACAGGCGACAUCGCUUACUAUGACGAAGAUUAUGAUUUUUUUAUUACGGAUAGAUUGAAAGAACUUAUUAAAGUCAAAGGAUUCCAGGUACCUCCAGCGGAAUUGGAAGCUUUAUUGCGAUCACAUCCGGAUGUAGAUGAAGCAGCAGUGAUCGGAAUUCCGCAUCCGAGGUGUGGCGAGGUACCAAAAGCGUUCAUAGUGGCGAGUAAGGGUAAAACACCUACGGAAGACGAUAUUAAGAACUUUGUGAAAGGAAAAGUCUCCGACUACAAGGAACUCGAAGGCGGGGUUACAUUCAUUAAUGAGAUUCCGAAGAAUCCUUCUGGAAAAAUUCUAAGAUCGAAAUUGAAGAGCACGUAUCAUUCUUAAACAGAAUUUUUAAUAAAAAUUUGUGUAGAAUUAAAUCAAUAAUAUAAAAAAUU
Nylanderia fulva is the source of this 2211-nucleotide messenger RNA. RefSeq lists its product as uncharacterized. Gene Ontology annotation, biological process: long-chain fatty acid metabolic process; fatty-acyl-CoA biosynthetic process. The record is from RefSeq and is a predicted model, not a curated record. NCBI's taxonomy places the organism in Eukaryota, Metazoa, Arthropoda, Insecta, Hymenoptera, Formicidae. Gene Ontology annotation, molecular function: long-chain fatty acid-CoA ligase activity.